This is a messenger RNA of Brassica napus (rape), 387 nucleotides long. RefSeq lists its product as uncharacterized. The record is from RefSeq and is a predicted model, not a curated record. Bases 1 to 387 code for a protein of 128 amino acids. The transcript has a single exon. Lineage: Eukaryota; Viridiplantae; Streptophyta; Magnoliopsida; Brassicales; Brassicaceae.
AUGGAUUAUCUGUUUUGGAGGAAGAAUAGCAUCAUCGAGCCAGAACGAGACAGAGAUCCUUAUCCCUGGAUACUAUGGUAUAUUUGGAAGGCUAGAAAUGACAAACUCUUCAGAGGAAUAGAUAGAGAUCCAUUGGAGCUAGUUCGACACGCAGAGAGUGAAUGUCAAGCAUGGUUUGAUGCUAACGAAGCGGUACAACCAGUGUUACAACCAGUGGUUCAAGCUAAUAUCCCUGAGAUAGUCCAAGUCAUACGUUUGGGUAAUAUAUGCUUGCUAGAUGGAUCUUGGACAUCUUCUGCUCACUUUAGUGGAUGCGGCUGGGUAUGGAUGGACAGUGCUGAGAAUAUUCAACUUAUGGGAACAAAGAAUUUCACUCGACGUGAAUAA